CUUUUACGUCAGUUCAAAUCAAACUUUCGGACCCUGUUCACCUUUCUGACAUGGGGUCCUCGUUGUCGGAGAUUUCCGAGCUUCCCGGGUCUUCAUCCACAGCUGCCCCCGCGAACCCACCUGCAAAAGCCGCGCCGGACUCCCUCGCACAGGACUCUGCCUUUAAAAACUGCUGGAGCUGUCGCUUGCUGUCUGGGUCUGCGCUCAUGGGGGCGGGCGCCUACGUCUACCUGCUGGCCAGGAGGCCCAUGAAACAGGGAAUCCCGCCCACCCCAGGCGCCAUAGCGCAGAUGGUCUUCGGCAUCAGUAUUGCCUGUUGGGGUGUAGUUGUCCUGGCAGACCCCAGAGGGAAGUCCCACCGAGUUGUUUGAAAGCACCAGCAGUUAACUGCUGCAAGGCAGAAAAAAACAGCAUUGUGGUGGUGGAUGUUCUUGGCAGCCAUGGACAAGCAUGCACUUCCUUAUAGGACAUACUAAGAAGGCUGUGACAACAUGAGCUGCCAUUCUUUGGCAAUGGAUGUUUACGGUUAAGGGACAAAUAAAUCCCCUGGAAGCAAAAAUGGUUCCAUGUCUUGUCCAGGAAGGUUGUGUGUAAUUCAAAUUAUACUGAAAGAUGACAGUUUUAAGAAAUUAUUAAAAUGGAGUAAAUGAUAGGCCAAUAAUGAAAUAAAUU
Molecule: messenger RNA, 672 nt
Organism: Onychomys torridus (southern grasshopper mouse)
Lineage: Eukaryota; Metazoa; Chordata; Mammalia; Rodentia; Cricetidae
Gene: Dmac1
Product: distal membrane arm assembly complex 1
Exons: 2
Coding region: 51-371 (106 amino acids)
Source: RefSeq, a predicted model, not a curated record